AUGCUUCUCAUCGUCUCUUUAAUAGUAGUGGCAGGGUUAGCAAUGCGGAUGAAGAUCAGAAACUCUCCUGGAAGAAGGAGAGUGCAAGAUUGUCUCACAAAAGAAGGCGAUGUGGUCGACCAGUUCUACAGACUCACUGACAAAGACGGCAAAGAAAUUGGCAGCAAUUUCGGCAAAAAACCAUACACUUUCACGUUGGGCAAAGGUCAAGUGAUCCCGGGAAUGGAGCGUGCAAUGACUGGCAUGUGCAUCGGUGAGAAGAGAAAGGUGGUGAUUCCCGGAAAACUUGGCUUUGGCAAAGAUGGAAGAGACAGAGACAACAUUGCCAAAGAUCAGACCCUCUACUAUACCAGUGCAGUUGGUCGACCUGUUCCGAGCGGUUCCUGGUGA
Molecule: messenger RNA, 390 nt
Organism: Ostertagia ostertagi
Lineage: Eukaryota; Metazoa; Nematoda; Chromadorea; Rhabditida; Trichostrongylidae
Source: the annotation of a GenBank genome assembly